GUAUCGAUCCUCUUCAGAGUUGACGUAGCCUACAGCUGAUGUGGGCCGGUCCCCUGCCUGUGGUGACGCUGACUCGCGUCGUACGAAGUUCUCGCGUGUUCUGCGCGCGGUGGCUUGUUUUCAUCAUUUCCCAGCUCAGCCGUCCACAGCAGAUUCUUCAGUCCGUGGGCGAGGAAGAAAGGUGCGCAUGUUGAAAAUGGACUGCGCACUUUCCUCGUGGGCUUUCGUAUCGACCGAUUUGAAAACAUCCUCUUCCUCAUGAUGUUCGACGCGGAUGUUGCAGCAAGGAGCGGUUUUGCCAGAGGAGCGCGGAGCCGUGCAUCGUGGUGGUUUUGCAUUUUUACGCAGCUAUCCAUCCUCUUCGUCCUCUAAUCAAACGGCGUCAUGUGCAGCUGAAAAGCACUUUAACGCUUCAGAUAAAAUGGCUUUGCCUGAAUGUAGCAGUCGACAGGAUUUGGACCAGCACUGGAGGCCAGCAUGCCCGGAUCGGAGGACGUUUUUAUAACUCUUGCGAAUCAUAUUUAUUAGAUUUUGGCACCUAACAAAUUUAAAGACGCGGCUAUGGGCGAAGAGAGCAGGCUGUCUCGGCAGAUAGAGAGUGUGGAGAGGAGCGCGGUGUUCCUCAGGCAGGAGCACCUCACUUUACUCCACGGCCUCCACCUGGAGAUCCUCUCCCUGCAGAAACGAUGCUCAGAGUUGACAAGUGAGCUGAAGGUGAAGCCUCCAGGCAGAAGCCAAAUAGAGUUACAGGAGGAAGAGGAGCUCCUGGAGGCCAGGUGUUGGCACGUGGAAAAACGUCUGGCCGAGCAGGGUUGCAUCUUAGGAGAGCUUCGGGAGGAGCUGAGUCACAAAGGGGCUUUGGUGGGAGCCCUCAGAGCCAAUCUCAAGGAAAAGGAGCGCCAUUUCCUGGAGGAGCUCAAGCGCCGCAGCCACUGUUCCACCAUCCUCAACACGGAGCUGCAGAAACAAACAGAGGCAGCAGCAUACCUCUCCUUCCAGCUGCAUGCUGCCAGGCAGAAACUGCACCACCAGCGGAUGCAGCAGAGGCAGGGACUUCUCGCCAGAGCCAACAGUCAGGGGGCCCAGUACGGUGCCGAGCAGAACUCUGUUUCUCCACAGAGGCCGUCAGGAACCUCCCCUUCCUCUCCCGUGGUUAAACCCAAGCGUAGGAGUGCUCGGUCCUCUUCGAGAAUGGAGCGUGCCCGGGAGUGCGUGCCCAUAGAGAAAGUGAUGGGCCCUGCAGAGCCCACAGCGAUGCCGGACCCUGCGCUCUUCCUCCACCCUCGAAGGCACAGGGCUCGCUCUAGGCACACCGUGGCACAAAGACAGCCUCCAUUGGGCCUGGAGAAAGAGGAUGAGGAGGAAGAAGAUGGGGAGGGGCCAGUGGAGCCCCAGGAUGAAGCUGCCAGACUGGUAUCUUCAGCCGCAGCGCCCCCUGCUGCUGAGACGAAGGCCGAUUAGUGACUACUGUGACCUGUGCUUUUAACUGCAGUUUGUUCACUGUAUGAUUAUCUUCUGUCAGGCUGUUAAUGCUGUUAACUGUUGUCCUGCACCUUGACUGAAUUGAUACUGAGACUGGUUUUAGCUAUUGAAUUAUACUACACUUAUCGUAGACACUUUUUUAAUAUGGACUUUGAUAUAUCCUUAAAUAACUUGCAAAACAAAACUCAAUAAGUGUCACUUUAAGUCAGUCUUAAAUGAAGUUAGAUAACUUACCUGUUUACACUGGUGUCACAUGCUCAAUAUACUGUGGGGCCUUUUUUCAAAGCAACCCCCUUUUUGAUUUAUGGUGAUGGUGAGUUUGACCAUGAUAGCAGCCAUUUUAGGUUUACUACAAGCCCUGUUGUGUGUCCCAACCCACUGUGACCUUUCAAGGUCAACCAUAAAUCAACCAUGUGACCAAAUGUUUGCGUGGGCCCCUGACUGAGUCACAGCUGAAAACAUCAGAAGUGGUGUGCACAUUACUUUUUUACUUUAACUUACUCUUAAAACAUCCAGUGUUGUGUUGAAAUCCCCCAUCAAGUUGUUUCUCCCCUAACUGGAACCCACCCUCCGCCCUAACCUCAACCGGUUAUCUCUGCAACAACUGAAAACUGAAGGUAUUAACUGCAGGUAAAUGUAGCAACAAUAAUUAAGCUUCAGUUAGCUUUCCCUUGUGCAAAUAAGCUAACCAUGGGUUAAAGUGACUAAAAACAAACUUAAAAAAUAGAUUUGACAAUUUGAACUCUACUAACUACACUCUUAUACCGCUCCUUGUUGUGUAUUACCGGUUAAUUAAUAUACUUUACUUGAGACCAUAGGUGCAUUGUAAAAAUAAAAACAAACAUUUUUAAACAUCCAAAAAGAGAAUGCACACCAUCAUACAUAUCCACAUCACAUUAUUGCUUACAUAACACACAUUUUUGCAAUUAUCUUAAGAAUACGUUGCAACUUAAUUUGUGGUAAAUAACGCAGCUGUUAAAGGGAAAUAACUCACUUGUUUUUUCUUCAAAUUGCAAUGUUUGUUCUUUUAUCAAUGCCUGUCUUAGGUGGAGGACAGACAUCAGAAGUGUUGGCCACAUGCAAACUUUGCGUCAUGGACUAAACAACACAAUAUUCGGCAUGUUUUACUAAAAGACCCGUGUGCUGCUAUUCCUCUGUAGUGACUGCUUGGUAUAAACAGGCCACAUGCAUAAGUUUGGACUCGUUGGACCAUGUGUUUCACUAUGGUGUGGUUUGUGUAGUAAACACACACACACACAAGUACUACUACUUCAACUAGUUUGCGUUUGAGGUUGUUGUGUUGGGGUUUCUUUUCACCUCAGGAAAAACGGACAAACAAGAACGUGGCUGGAAGUUUUGGUGUGUUUUCAACUGAAGCAUGAUCUGAUUGAUUUGGUUUAUGUGUGUUCCUUUUCCAUUUUACACAAAUUCCCAAAGUAGCUGUGUCAAAAUGCACAUCAAGACAGUGACUGUGUGCUCUAAAUGACCAAAAGGCGCCCGCAGCAGAAAGCCGUGUGUGUCCAAACACAUGCACAUGGUGACCCCUAGCGUAACGAUGAGCAAAUAGCAUCUUGAAAAAAAUAAAACAGUAAAAGAAAGAUUAAAUUAACACUUUACUUGACUAUAUUUUAAUGUAGGACACACUUUUUAUGUUAUUGCUUAUGUGUAUCAGUGCCGAUUAUGAAUUCACUGUUGUCCAUUUAGUUCCCGACUGUAAUUACUGCCUUAUAAUAGAGGAGCUGUGGAUUUAAGAAAUGCAGUGGGGAAACACAAGACUUUUCUUUACUAAGUAUUGUGUCCUUUAGUUUCAGAAACACUUUUAUACAACUGUUAUAAAGGUUUACUGUAUGUAAUGUGGCACCUCGGUUAUUUCUGAUUCAAAGUUGUGUCGCAGUCGGUCUGUACUUGAGCCAUGACGUAACUGAGCAUCAGUAACUGCAGGCAGUGUCUUUGAAAUGAGCCUUCCUGUAAGACUGAAUUUCAUUGAGUUUUAACUGCUGUGAGGCUUUUCUCACCUUCUACAGCUACUGGUUAGAAGUUUAGCAUUAAGUUUUUCGCAGUAUAUCUUCAAUAAAGCAAUAUAUCAAUAUAUUUAUAUAUUAUUAGUAGGUCACGUCAGCUGGUUUAAGGACACUUGAAGUGUUAAAAUAGAUUUUAUGAUUGUUUAACUUUGUAUUUUGUAAUUGUUGAGCUCAGUAUGUUUUGCUUAAUAUUUUUCUGAAUGAUCUAAUGGAUUCAUCUGACAAAGUUCUAUUGAUUGUCACUGAAUCUUUACAUGAUUAAUUGUUAUGUUACAGUUUAUAGGAGACAUAUCCAAGUGAGGAAUUGACGACUCAAGCAAAUGGGCAUAUUAUUAUGCCACACAAGACUGUCUGGAUGAAAACGAACUGAACCUUUUUUUGUUUGUUUUUAUAGCAAAAAUGCAAAUGUGACAAGGGUUUUCAUUCACCUCUCAGCUGGUAAGCCAUUAGCAUGACUGUGUGCACUAUUCUUCCUCAAGUUUUAUGAGACAGAAGGGGAUAAAAGUAAAAAGUUGUCUGGUUGAGAACUGUUUUUUUUUUCUUCCCCCCAACAGGAAUCCUGAACUUACACUGUUAGACUUCAUCUCUCCACAUGUCAUCCAAAUGAAGCGGCAGGUAGAUUAAACUCUCCAUCCACCUUUCAUAAUCAAGUUAACAUCCUGCAUACCACAUCGUAGCGUCAUCUCACAUUUUAGAUGAUAUAUACUUUGGUAUUAUGUAACAACUUGGAUAAAUAAUCAAAAUGCUGGUUGCUGUAUGCAGCUUUGUGUGCAGCUACAGAGACUGAUGACUUGUUUGUCUGCUUUGAGGGAAAACGCUAAUGAGCCAAAGAGGCCCGCCGCUAAAAUUAACAUGAAGACGAAUGGUGUGAUGCCUUAAUGAAGAAUCUUUUCAUGAAUAUUUCAACUGAGGAGAGUAAUCCUUCACCGCCUGAUGUGCUUUUUUUACUCUACAGAGCAUACCGCAGUAAAUCUCGCAUCACUCAAAACAUAGCAAAAAAGCAGAUCAUUUACGCAACACCCACAGAGAAUGUCUUCCAUCUUUCUAAUCGCCUAUAUAAUAACCCGAAUCAUCAUAAUACUGAUAACAAAUGUCAGCAGGAUCAUUGUCUUCAGGUCUUUGUGGUCAAUCCUGGUUGAGGUCAAAUAUGUUUAUUUUGCAUCUUAGAGAAACAUUUCAGUGGACUGUGUGUGGCACCAUAAAGCAUCUUCUUUGACAUGUUAUGUGGACUCUAGCAAUAAUGCUGUGUGGUACCCAACAUGGAGAUGUUGCUCUGGGUUGUUGUGUGGUUUGGUUCUCGGGUGAGAAGAAGCUUUUGACUGAUUACCGCAUAUACUGUGUUAGCUUCCUAUAGUGAUCUACUGUACACAUAAUUGGAAUAAAAUGAAGGAUUGUCUAGUC
Molecule: messenger RNA, 4904 nt
Organism: Siniperca chuatsi (mandarin fish)
Lineage: Eukaryota; Metazoa; Chordata; Actinopteri; Centrarchiformes; Sinipercidae
Gene: ccdc92ba
Product: coiled-coil domain containing 92Ba
Exons: 4
Coding region: 562-1461 (299 amino acids)
Source: RefSeq, a predicted model, not a curated record